Messenger RNA from Lactuca saligna, 648 nucleotides. The record is from the annotation of a GenBank genome assembly. Lineage: Eukaryota; Viridiplantae; Streptophyta; Magnoliopsida; Asterales; Asteraceae.
AUGAAUAGUACUCCACACCAGCAAAUCCCAAUUCACUACACCCCUGAUGACCGCCUUAACCGCCCCCUUCCUAACGACGGCCGUCAGUUAAGGCGGCAUCACACUGCUCGCUAUUAUGUGCACCGUGUCAAAGAAAGUCUAACAACUCGUGUAUCAAAGCUAAUAUGCUCAGUUUUUCUUAGCCUUCUGUUCAUUGUAGGCCUCAUAACAUUCAUCUUAUGGCUCAGUUUACGCCCACAUCGUCCAAGAUUUCAUAUCCGUGAAUUCUCCAUCCCCAGUUUAGCACAAGGGAUUUACUACGAUACAAUGCACUUAACAUUGUACUAUCAGAAUAAUCUGAACAUUGGGGAAAAGCCAGUAUUGUUUCCGUUUUAUCAAUCACCCAAGAACACGACGAUUCUUCACGGCGAUCUACAGGGGUCUUCGUUCCAGGUAGAUGAAGCACGUUGGGCACAGUUCAUAGCUGAUCGAAAUCGUGGGAGUGUUUCUUUUCGGCUGGAGGUUGCGUCAUCCAUCAGGUUUAAGGUGGCCACCUGGGAAAGCAAGAACCACAAGAUCCAUGCGACUUGUCAAAUCAAAGUGGGACCCGAUGGGUAUCUUAUUAUAGGAAGUGAGAAAGAUAUGAAAUGCCCGGUUUAUUUCACUUAG